Molecule: messenger RNA, 494 nt
Organism: Nerophis lumbriciformis (worm pipefish)
Lineage: Eukaryota; Metazoa; Chordata; Actinopteri; Syngnathiformes; Syngnathidae
Gene: hopx
Product: HOP homeobox
Biological process (GO): regulation of transcription by RNA polymerase II; cell differentiation
Cellular component (GO): nucleus
Molecular function (GO): DNA binding
Source: RefSeq, a predicted model, not a curated record
CGCUGCCACAUCCGGGACUCUGCCGGAGCUCCUUCACACGACGCCUGCCCGGGUCUGCCUCCAGUCGCCCCUCCGAGCUCCACCCCCACCGCGGCGGCAUCCUCCAGCACCGACAUGGAGCGCAUGAAGCUGACCGAGUACCAGAGGACAACUUUGGAGGACAACUUCAACAAAGUCAGCAAGUUUCCCGACGAAACGACGCUCAUGUUGGUGGCGGCCGAGUGUGGACUCACCGUGGCGGAGACGCAGAAGUGGUUCCGGCUGCGCACGGCUCAGUGGCGCCAGGCCGAGGGUCUUCCAGCUGAACAGGGCUCCGUCUUGGAUUGAGACCCUCUCCGUCUUUGGACUUUUUCCCCUCCCUGCCUCCUCCCUCUUUGUUGCGUACUUGGAUGAAGCUCUUGGAACUUACGGAAUGUGAAGGUGUUUCUUUUGCAAUAUAACCUCCAUGUUUUUCAUGAAUGAACACAUUAAUAUGAAUAAAUUAAGAGUAUAAA